AGUUCCGCGUUAUCCUCGGUUCGUGUUCGGUGUGUACUGCCGGGCCAGCGCUGGAGAGGUCACACACUUUUGCACUCUGUGCUGCUGGUGGCCUACCUUCAAGGCGGAGUCGCGUUUGACGUUUGAAGAAGUUUUUUUUCCCGACACGGGAAAAAAGUGAGGAUUUUGUGUGCUUUAACGAGAUUAUUGUGAAGGAUCCGAUCACAGGAUGUCACGAGUUGUGCUGGAGUGCUAGAUCCGGCGUGUGAGUGUGCCAGUGGGUCACAUUGCAGGAGCGAACAAGGUCACCGGAGCAAUAUGACAGCAGCAGUCUACUAUUGUGUGCGAGACGCCCGCUAGAUCCAUACUGUUUGUUUGUGUGCCGGAAGCUGUGACAGAUUCGCCUCGUCCAACCUUGGUGGGGAACAGUGAAUAAAGCAAUUACACCCACCCCCGGACCGGUUCCAGGAUCUGAUGGGUUGAGUGAGUGAUUGUACGUGUGUGUACGCCACACUCACACCGAGCGCAUAAAAAAUUAAUGAUGAUGAUGUGUGACGUGAUUUAAAACACUGUUUUACGGCGACGACGGUCCAGUGGGUUGUUCUGACCGACCAACGAGAGAGUGUGGGGAAGGGUGGGGGUUUGUAAUUGCAUUUCCCGUCAUUUAAAUUCCACCGAGAGCCCACCACCGCAGCAGCGCACCGGAAGUCUACUUUUGGGCGAAAGGAGGGAAAUAUUUACAUAAUUGUGGCAUGUGUGUUUGUGUGUAAUUACGUGAAAAAAACCAACAAAAGAAUUUCACAGAAAAGCGAUUUACACGCCACACACACACACUGACCGUGCAGCAGAGAACAAAAGAAGAGGACGGAGCGCGCAAACAAUAGAAGCCCGAGAUUGGCCGACCGAUCGAAGCAGGCGAAAAACACACACAAUCGAAAUUCAUUAGUGGGAGCGCGAGAGGCGUUCUAUUGUGUUUGAAAGGCGAAGAAGAACCGGUUCGUGAAAUUCACAAUCGAAGCAGGCCAGCAAAGGAAGAGAUAAAGAAUAAAAGAGGCGAAAAGUUUCUCAACGGAAGAAAUCGUGUUUGUAGCUCUGUGUGUGUUGGUGAAUAGUGCAGUGGAGUGCGGUAAAGUAGUUUGUGAAAAGAAAAAAGAGAAAGCAGCAACAAUGAGCUUUUGUCGGGAGUCGCCGUUGGCGUCGUCGCGGGUGGGGUGGGCUGUGGGUGGCGGCAGUGGCGCUAAUCUAGGAUUCAUUUUCUGUGGAUUAAUUUUCAUCCUGCUCGACGGUUACUCGGCGACGAGGAUUUUCGAUAUCGAGAGCAUCCCGAUGGUGCGGUACACGGCGGUCGCCGGCCGGAACGUCACCCUCAACUGCCCGGGCGUGAACGAGCACUCGCUGGUAGACGCCCUCGUCUGGAAGACGUCCCAGACGGUGGCCGAGUUCGUCAACGGGCUGCCCAUCGUGCGGAACCCGCGGGUUACACUGCUACCUGAUAAUUUUAGUCUCCACAUCCGGCCAACGGUGGCCUCGGACACGGCCGAGUACAGCUGCCUGGUGAACGACCGCCACAGCCCGGAAGCCAUCGUGGACUUGCUGGUGCAAGACGUUCCGGAUCCACCGGGACGACCGCUGGUGGUCAGCUUCACGUCACGUUCGGUCCAUCUAUCGUGGGCCCACUCGCAGGACUCCCGGAACGCACCGGUGUCCUAUUUCAUCAUCGAAACCAGGGUUGGAGAAAACGGCGGCUGGGAUCAGGCGGCCACCAUCCGGACCAAGGACAACGCGACCACGUUUCAGGUCAGCAAUCUGUUGCCGUUCACGGUGUACAGCUUCCGGGUGAUUGCGAUCAACGAGCUGGGACGUAGCCCGCCGUCGAAGGAGUCGUACUACUUUGUGACGCUGCGGGAAGCACCCACCGGCAAACCGGUCACCACGAUCGCCCACAACACGUCCGCCACGUCGCUGUACAUCUCGUGGAAGCCACCGCCGCCGGACACGAUCCUCGGCGAGUUCCUCGGCUAUCGGAUCACGUACCGGACGCGGGACCGCAACCCGGACGACGUCAAGGAGAUCUACAUCCGGGACAGCUCCGUUGAGAGCCACGAGAUUCACAACCUGGAAACGUACACCCAGUAUCUGGUGUCGAUCCAGGUGUUUAAUCCGGAAGGGCUCGGCCCGCCCACCACCGUCCUGGUCAUGACCGACGAAGGAGUCCCGAGCCGGCCCCGCAACUUGAGCAUCCUGGAGGUGACGUCGACGACGAUCCGGAUCAGCUGGCAGGAGCCGGAACGGAAGAACGGUGUAAUCCACGGCUACCGGGUGUACUACGUGUACCAGAACCAGACGCUGCUCCACCUGCCCAUACUGAAGAGCGAUGCCAUCCAGAACUCGAUCUACUACUACACGCUGUCCAGUUUGAAACCCUUCACCGACUACCGGCUAAUCGUGGCAGCGUUCACGCUCCGCUACGACGGUGAUGCGUCCGAGGCCGUCAUCCGAACGGACAUUGGUGGCCCGAGUGCGCCCAAGUUCGUCAACCUGACGUGCUACUCCGAGGACGCCCUGUACCUGGCGUGGCGAAUUCCGGCCUACUACUACAACUCGGUCAACCACUACAUCGUCAACUACCGCAACAUGGACUACACGCGCUCGCGGGAGAUCCGAAUCUCGGCGAACGCGUCCAUCGUGGAGACCUCGGUCGUGCUGCAGAACCUGAGCAUGGGCUCGAGUUACGAGCUGAAGGUGCGGGCCGCGUCCAUCAGCGUGGUGAACCCACACAAGGUCAUCCUGGGGCCGUUUUCGGACGUCAGGAAGAUUACACUGCUGGCCAACUGCGAUCAGCACCAGCCACCGUCGCUGUACCAUCACUACGCCGACUACGACCUGAUCGUGCUGGCCGGAGCGGUCAUCUGCUGCUUUGGCCUGCUGCUGGUCAUUCUGGCGAUUGUGCUGUGGAAAAAAUGCUUCAACACGAGCUACACCCACGAGCCGGACGCCAUCAACGGUCACCACCACGACCAGAAGCUCGCCCAGCAGCAACAACUGCAGCAACAACAGCAGGCCCAGCAGACCCAGAUCGACUGGAAGCCGGACACGAACGGCGUCAUCCAGACGACGGUGCCGGUGACGAAGCUGAUGCAAAACGGCAACCAUCGCCACAUGGCCAUCGACGGGGACUGAUAAAGGGGCCUGCUGCCGGGUGGUCACCGGACCAGCGCCGCCACCGGAGGGGGCACUGUCUUUGAGGAGGAGGAGGAGGAGGAGGAGGAGGACGAGCAGCAGGUCCACCGGUGGCCAACCCGGAUCGAGUGUCGUCACUCAUCUCCCUACGGCGGCGGUGGGCUUCCGCUGGAACUGGUCAUCAAUCCGGUGGCCUGAGGGAACGAAACCGGUCCGUUUGGCUCAAAUCUUGUACAGGUAGAACAAUUAAUUAACUCUAGAAUGCAAAGUGGGUGCGGAGAAGGGGACAGCGAGAAGCCACGUGUCGUGUGUUUGCCGCGCCAAGGCUUGCUAGGAUUAGCUUUGGGCGUCGUGUUUCCAUAGAGCGUUGGUUGACUGGAUGAUGAUUUUGUUUAAGCGGGUGAACGAAGCAAGCGACGAAUGAGUGUGAGUACAAAAAAGCGGUCUGAAUCGUGAGAGCGUGGGCGCGGGUAGAAGGAAUUGCUUCGAGCAGGCUUGUUGUGGUGACAAGUGUUUUAAAAAACAAAUCUAGAUGAAUCGUGAAGGAAAAAGGAGAAAACUAUGAUCGGUUUAAUGCCAAUACUUUUGAUUCUUAUUUUAAAAGAAAUGUAAUUAAUUGCCGAAAAAAGACAAAUUAUGAGAAAGGAAAAAAACUGACUCCCAUAGAGAAAUGAAAUUGACGAAAACAAUGAGGGGAAGAUGUGUGAUAUUUUUAUACAUAUUUUCGGGAUGUUCGAAAAAAGUACUAAGUAAAUUAUGCAAAUUAAGGUGGAAAUAAAUUUUAAACCAA
Molecule: messenger RNA, 3949 nt
Organism: Culex pipiens pallens (northern house mosquito)
Lineage: Eukaryota; Metazoa; Arthropoda; Insecta; Diptera; Culicidae
Product: protein sidekick-2-like
Exons: 11
Coding region: 1147-3159 (670 amino acids)
Biological process (GO): cell-cell adhesion
Molecular function (GO): protein binding
Source: RefSeq, a predicted model, not a curated record